This is a messenger RNA of Paramuricea clavata, 534 nucleotides long. The record is from the annotation of a GenBank genome assembly. Lineage: Eukaryota; Metazoa; Cnidaria; Anthozoa; Malacalcyonacea; Plexauridae.
AUGGAGGACCUACGAGAUCUCUUUAAACUGAACGACAAGACAUCCAGUGAGACACAUGACAAGUUCAAAUGCAGAAGGUUCGUAACGUUCAGAGACUGUAAACCUCUUAACCCUGUAUUCUUGAAAUAACGUUCCAAAAGUUUCCGAUUCUGGUGAUCGGCAAUCAUGACUUUCCCAGCUUUUUUCUGCUUGGAAACCCUGCUUUUCCGCCGACAUAAGCAAUUUCUUGCCGAUCAUUGAUUGGUGAUCGGCUGUUAUUCCACGCCCUGCUUUCUCUGAUAUGUAUGAACCCUGUAAAAAGUUACACCACUGAGCACAUCUAUUAUUAAAAUAUUUGUACUACGUUUUAGGUGUGUCAACAAAAUUCAGGUGCGUCCCCCACCUGAAAGGUCGAGCUGCAACUCAGAUCUAUCGGAGUGGAACCAUUCUAAUGACAAGAAGGGGCUGGAGGACCAGGCGCUCAAAGGAGCUUGGGAAGACGGGGUUACAUUCGUGUUUCAUCAUUGGUCACACGAGAAGCAACUCGGUGUGUGA